CGAUUACAUAAUGCAUUUGCUAUAAAAUCCUCUUCAUCGUCUCCAAUUCUUUUCUGCCUUGUCUCUCUCCUGACAAACAGAUUUCUUCCAGUGAUUGUCUCGAUGCUGGCGUUUACUGCGAGUUCUGUUGGAAUCUUACCUCUAGCAGCUCCAGUUAAAACAAGGAGUGCACGCAAGGGUCAAAAGGAAACAAGCUGUAGUCCCGUCAGUGUUUCCACUCAGCUUCAACCUUAUGAUUAUCGAAGUGGGUUUAAUAAUAUUGCUCUCAGUUCAAUAGGGUUUGAAAAGCAAUUAUGUCCAAUUUAUGGAAGGAAACAUUCCAAUAGAAAACAGUCUGCUUCUAUUACAUGUUCUGCUAUGAAUGCAAGAUGCUCUGCUUCAGGCCAAACUCAAACCGUUACCCGUGAGGCACCAACGAUCACAAAGGCUCCUGUACGAGAACCAACCAAGACCCCACAACUUGAUGAUGGGGGACCCGGACUCCCACCUGGUGGUGAUGAUGGUGGCGGAGGUGGCGGAGGUGGUGGGGGAGGAAACUGGUCAGGCGGAUUCUUCUUUUUUGGUUUUCUUGCAUUUCUAGGCUUUUUAAACGAUAAAGACAGUGAGGAGGACUACCAGGACAGUAGAAGAUAAAAGAGCACUUGAAAACAAUAUUUUUUUGAUGCUUCGAUUCUGACAUUCUGCUAUAUUCUUUUUGAUUGAUUAUUAGCUAAUUAAAGGAAUGAAAGAGAUUAGUGAUCCACUUGUAACGUCUUCUCACCAACUUCCAAUGAAGUAGUUAAAACGUUAUUUCAA
Manihot esculenta (cassava) is the source of this 795-nucleotide messenger RNA. Its product is annotated as protein YELLOW LEAF 1, choloroplastic. Gene Ontology annotation, cellular component: chloroplast. The transcript is spliced from 5 exons. The record is from RefSeq and is a predicted model, not a curated record. Gene Ontology annotation, biological process: chloroplast organization; thylakoid membrane organization. Lineage: Eukaryota; Viridiplantae; Streptophyta; Magnoliopsida; Malpighiales; Euphorbiaceae. The coding region runs from base 103 to 633 and encodes 176 amino acids.